UUACACACGCUAACAGCAUAGAGCGUGUAAGCCAAAGCUACAAGUACAAUCACUCUAGACCCAACUACAUUCUCCUCGCGUGGAGGUAGCUAGCGUGUAAAUAAUCGAUCCGCAUGUACACAAAGCAAAACUGGAAAACGUCGAUAUAACACACGAAAUAGAAAACUCUUUACAGUGCUCGUCUGUGUUUUAGUAACAUCAUGACGGCGUUUCUGCCUCCGAAUUUACUAGCAUUAUUUGCUGCUCGGGAUCCGAUUCCAUAUUUACCUCCAACGGAUAAACUCGGCCAUGAGAAGAAGAGACUCGGAUAUGGCGGGGUGGCAAUAUUUUUAAAGGAAUUCGAGGAUCCAAAGGAUACCCCACCACCCACUCGAGUAGAAACGAAAGACGAAAGAAAGGAAAGAAAGAGGAAAGAACGGGCUGAGCAGAUUGCCUAUAAAUUGGAACAAGAUCUGGCUUUAUGGGAUCCUCACACAGCUAAUGCUUCUACUGACCCCUACAAAACCCUGUUUGUCGCCAGAAUUAAUUACGACACCAGCGAAUCAAAGAUCAGGAGAGAAUUUGAAGUUUAUGGCCCCAUCAGAAAAAUUAAAUUAACAACUGACAAGAUUGGCGGCAAGCCUAGAGGGUACGCCUUCAUUGAGUACGAACAUGAGCGGGACAUGCACUCUGCCUACAAGCAUGCGGACGGCAAGAAAAUUGACGGACGUCGGGUCUUGGUUGAUGUGGAAAGGGGUCGUACUGUGAAAGGCUGGAGGCCUCGUAGGCUGGGUGGAGGUCUAGGGGGUACUCGCAAGGGCGGCCCAGAUGAGAACACCCGCUUCUCUGGUCGUGAUGACUACACAACACGCAGUGACGGUGGAUACCGUGGAGAUAGAGAGCGCGCUGAACGUGCUGAGCGUGGGGAGAGGGAACCCAGCAGGGAGCCAUCGAGAGAACGGGAGCGUCCAGAGAGACGGCGUAGGUCUAAGUCACCGCGAGACCGAGAGAGGAGACGGCGUAGUAGGAGCAGGGACAGGAAACAACGGGACAAGGAGGCAGGCCCAGAAGCCCCAGCAGCAGCUCCCGAGGGGGAAGAGGAUAAGAACAGGGACCGCAAGAAGAGGUCACGUCGCAGUCGAUCUCGCGACCGUGGGGACCGGCCAGAGCGGGGGGCUGAGCGGGCAGACCGAGGCGACAAGAAACGCAGCAGGUCACGUGAUCGCAAGAGGAAGAGGUCGAGGAGCAAGGACAGGAAGAAGGAUGAGAACACCCAGGGAACCACCCGAGGAGAAGAGAACAUCAAUGAUAUCAGCGUGAAACAAGAGCCAGGAUACGAUGAGGACGAGGGAAGCCGCGAUUACCAGAACGGGGAAGACAACUCUAGGCAGGCAGACGAGGGCAGGUAUGACGAGUACGGAGAGGAGGGAAUGGUCGAGGAUAACUAGACGCAUCAACACGCCAUGGUCGAGGACAACUACACACCUCAACACACCUCAAGUGAGGGCAUGGUUGAAGACAACUAGACACAUCAACAUACCUAUAGUGUUGCAUCAUAUGUCAAGGGAGACUACUGUUAGAUUAUUGUUUAGAACGCUUAUGCUCGCCAGAAUUGAGAGAACACUUUCAAGUGAACUCUUUUAAAUUUCAUGUUAACAUUUUUGUAAGAAAUGGAAUUUAUGUGAUUCUGUUCCAUUUUACUUACCGGUAGACAGUUUUUAUUUAAAUUCAGGAACAAAUCAUGAAUAUUUUUAAAUUGAAGGCAAAGAGAAAUUCGUCUGAAAAAUGGUUUUGCUGUUGCUGUUGAUUUUAAUAUGAUUCAAAUGACAAUAAUCCGUUUCUUAUAUAUGAACUUCUGUAGGCUUUUUGUGUGAUAUGUUGUAUAUUCAUCCUGUAGAAAAAAUCAAAAUAAAGCUGAAGUGUUUACCUGCAA
Molecule: messenger RNA, 1912 nt
Organism: Dreissena polymorpha
Lineage: Eukaryota; Metazoa; Mollusca; Bivalvia; Myida; Dreissenidae
Product: U1 small nuclear ribonucleoprotein 70 kDa-like
Biological process (GO): mRNA splicing, via spliceosome
Cellular component (GO): precatalytic spliceosome; U1 snRNP; U2-type prespliceosome
Molecular function (GO): U1 snRNA binding; mRNA binding
Source: RefSeq, a predicted model, not a curated record